AUGGCUAAGCAUACGCUCUAUUACGAUUCCCCGGCCGACCUCUGGGAGGAUGCUCUCCCCAUCGGCAACGGCCGCCUCGGCGCCAUGGUCCGGGGCACCACAGAUGUCGAGCGCCUGUGGGUGAAUGAAGACUCUGUGUGGUACGGCGGUCCUCAGAACCGCGUCAACCCGGCCGCUCGUGAGAGCCUACCUGCUAUCCGAAAGCUCAUAGACGAGAACCGCAUUGUCGAGGCGGAGCAGCUGGUCCGCAAGACAUUCACAGGCAUGCCACAGUCCUUGAGGCACUACGAACCCAUGGGAGAUGUGUAUCUCACUUUCGGGCACGGCACUGACCCUCCGGGACCGUAUGUGCGGACGACAGGCAUUGCCGUCUUUGAUAACCAGCUCACGGGCGAUGCUACCAAGUCACCACAGGAUUACAGGCGGGAGCUAGACCUGCGAGCGGGUGUGGUGAGCGUGUCGUACAACUACGAUGGCGCAGAAUAUUCGAGGCAGGUCUUUUCAAGCGUCGAGGACCAGGUCAUCUGCGCUAGUGUCCAGUCGAACAAGGAUUUCAAAUUCACCAUCAACCUGAGUCGCGGUGAUCAUCCUGAAUGGGACAGGGCAAUCAACAGAACUUUUGACUCACUGGAGUGGAUCGAGGAUGGGCAUGUGCUUGCUGGUCAGAUGGGCGGCAAGGGCGCGAUCACAUUCGCCAUGGGCGUGCGGGUGGUUAUUGAGGGUGGCCAGGGCAGUGUUGAUGCCAAGGGCUUUGAGAUUGAGGUCUCAGUCAAAGCUGGUGCCAGAGCUCUCGUUUUCGUCUCCGGAGAGACAACCUACCGUAACCCGGACGCAGUUGCCGCCGUCCAGGUACGGCUUGAUGCGGCCACGAGGAAAUCUUGGUCCGACUUGUUGUCGGCACACACCAAGCGCUUCUCUGAGCUGUACAACCGUGUUGAGCUCAAGUUGCCCACUGAAGAGGACAAGUCUGCAAUCCCUACCAACAAGCGCCUCGCGGCCGUCAAAGCUGGCGCCAUCGACAACGGCCUAUCCUCCCUUCUCUUCCACUACGGUCGAUACCUUCUCAUAUCCUCUUCUCUCUCCGGCCUUCCCGCCAAUCUCCAGGGUAUCUGGAACGCCGACGCUAUGCCCGUCUGGGGAUCCAAGUACACGAUCAACAUCAACAUUCAGAUGAACUACUGGCCCGCCGAGGUGACAAACCUCUCCGAGUGCCACGACGCCCUCUUCGACUUCAUGGAGCAGCGCCUCGUUAAGCGCGGCGAAGAGGUCGCCAAGGCGAUGUACGGCUGCCGCGGCUGGGUCGCGCACCACAACACGGACCUCUGGGGCGACGCGGCGCCGCAGGAUAGCACUGUCUGCGCGACGUACUGGAACCUCGCCGGCGCCUGGUUUUGCACGCACAUGUGGGAGCGCUACCUCUUCACGCGCGACGAAGAGUUCCUACGCCGAGCCUUCCCCAUCAUGCGCGGCUCGGCCCUCUUCUUCCAGGAUUUCCUGGUCGAGUGCGGAGGCAAGCUGGUAACCUCGCCGAGCCUGUCGGCCGAGAACACGUACUACAUCCCCGGUACGCAGACGCCGGCGUCGCUGUGCGCCGGCCCGGCCUGGGAUGCGCAGAUCCUGACCGAGCUCUUUGGUGCCUGCGUCCAGGCGGCCCGGAUCCUGGGCGAGGAGACGGGCGAGCUCGAGACCGUGCUGGCGAAGCUCCCGGAGCCGCAGGUCAGCAAGCACGGCUCCAUCAUGGAGUGGAAGGACGACGUGGACGAGGUCGAGAUCGGGCACCGGCACGUCUCGCACCUGUGGGGCCUGUUCCCCGGCACGUCGAUCCGCGGGAAGGAGCUGCGCGCCGCGGCCAGGAAGACGCUCGAGCGCAGGAUGUCUGGCGGCGGCGGACACACGGGCUGGAGCCUGGCGUGGAUCCUGUGCCUGUACGCGCGGCUGCGCGACGCCGAGGCGGCCCAGAGGGGCGUGCAGAAGAUGCUCGGCGGCGCCGUGCUCAAGAGCCUGCUGGCGAACCACCCGCCGUUCCAGAUCGACGGCAAUUUUGGUUACGCGGCGGCCGUGGCGGAGAUGCUGCUGCAGAGCCACGAUGGUGACUUCAUCGAUCUGCUGCCGUGUCUGCUGCCAUGCUGGGAGAAGGAGGGCAGCGUGACAGGGCUGAAGGCCAGAGGUGGCAUGGAGGUUGAGAAACUUAGCUGGCGCGAGGGUAAGAUCGUCGAGGCGCUGGUCAAAUCUCAGGUUGAUCAGACAAGGACGUUUCGCGUUGCAUCUGAGAGAUUGCAGUCUGGUAGCGGGGAGCGUCGCGUGGAGCUCAAGGCUGGUCAGACAGUCGAUCUAACCGGUGCUUGGUAG
Thyridium curvatum is the source of this 2349-nucleotide messenger RNA. RefSeq lists its product as uncharacterized. The transcript has a single exon. The record is from RefSeq and is a predicted model, not a curated record. Gene Ontology annotation, molecular function: alpha-L-fucosidase activity. Gene Ontology annotation, biological process: carbohydrate metabolic process. Lineage: Eukaryota; Fungi; Ascomycota; Sordariomycetes; Thyridiales; Thyridiaceae. Bases 1 to 2349 code for a protein of 782 amino acids.